GAAAUAAAGACGCAACGGCGGCACAAGGAUUAAGGUGCUCGCUCCCGUCGAGCCGGCAAUGAGGGGAAAGUGGAGUCGAACCGGGGCCUCUCUGCCUUAAGAAACUUGGGGUAAAGGUACGGAUGGAGGACCAGACGGAGGAACUCGUUGCUCGGCCGCAUUGAAUCCCACAUUGGCAUCAGGAACCUGCGACUCAAUAUGGCAAUCCGGAGCAUGCUGCGUCCGCAAAGGACAACAACGUCGUUGGAGCUGUCAAUCUGGCCACAUGGAAGUCUGUUUAUAUGAGGAGGGCCGGGCAGAGUUAAUCGAGAGAUGAGUGAAGCAAAUACACACUGUUUCUUGUUCAUGUUCCUGUGUCAGUCUCUCAUCGCAUUCUUCAUCACUCAUCGGGGCAUCACCCUCACGAGAAACCACCUCAACUUUAAGCAAAAUCACACGAACCAACGACCACAAUGAAGUCCACAUCUCUUCCCCUCGCCGCCACCCUCCUCGCGACCGCCACCUCGGCCUUCCAGGUCGGCAAACCCCCCAUGCCCCAAGCAAAAACCACAAUGGCAGACAACUUUCCCUGGCGCGACCCCUUCACCUCCGCAACAACAGACGCCUACACCCCGACCUGCUCCUCGUCAAAGACCUUUUCCGCGACGCAGUACACCCUCCACGAUCUCUUUGACAAACCGCCGACGGGCCUCUUCCCCUGGGGUGAUGGGCUCAAGACCUUUUUCUCGGGCCGCGAGUACCCCGGCGGCUGGGCCGGCCUCGACCGCCACAUGUAUGAUCGUAAUGUUCUCAUGAUGGAGUACGCUGAUGUGCCGGUGCGCGUGCGGGAGUGGAUUGAGGAGGAGGAGCGGGCUGACGGUACCGGCAAGGGGCUGUUUGCUGUGUUUGAGAAGCCUGCUGGGGAGGGGGACAAGGUUACGGAGCGGGUUGAGAUUGCUGACGAGGUUGAUCGUGAGCUUGAUGGGGGGAGGGUUGCUAUUUUUGCGCCGGGGGCGUUGUAUCCUGUGCUUCCUCUGUUUGUUGCUGACGGUAGCGAUUGUGAGGCGACGCUCGCCGAUCUGGGCAGUUACCAGGCCGUGCCCAAGGAUGCCGCCGUCGUGGCGUGGCCCGUCAGCCACACCCGUCCCGAUACUGCCAAUGACAAGAGGGACAUUGAGUUCACCGUCAAGGCUCAGGUUCUCAAGACCAAGGAGGGAGCGUCGGAGGCUGAGGCUGCUGAGGAGGCAAAGGUGGCCGACGAGAAGACGAAGCCGUCUGAUGCGGCCAAGGAUGAGUUGUAAGAGGCUUGUGUUUUGCGGUGCAAGUGAAGGUGCGAAUGCAUGUACGAGUAGAUUCUUACCGCAGUCGCUUUUAUUGAUUACUAUUUUUUCGAUUACAUCUUGCCUUUGGGUUAAAUCAAGUGCUGACAGGAAGACUGUCCAUGUUCGUAGCGGCGUGUCAUAGCGGCUGUGCAUCGCCUCGUGGGUUGUGAUUGUCAAUCAAUAACCAUAGAAUCACGACUUCAUGUUAAAGCUUGAUACCGGCACUUCAAGCUGACAGGUCCCACAAGUCCUGACGGAGCUAGUGCGUGUAUGACCAUCAAC
Molecule: messenger RNA, 1583 nt
Organism: Colletotrichum godetiae
Lineage: Eukaryota; Fungi; Ascomycota; Sordariomycetes; Glomerellales; Glomerellaceae
Exons: 2
Coding region: 453-1280 (275 amino acids)
Source: RefSeq, a predicted model, not a curated record